UUGGCGGGCAGCUUUAAUGUAAAUAACCAGCUGUUUUGCAAUGUCUCCAAUCUGAUAAAGCAUAAUAAUCCAUGUGGAUACCUCAUCCCAGGGUACUGUGUUUGUGUACUUGUCAGUUGACAGGGGAGGGAUGUUUCCUGGAAGUGCCUCUCUCCAUUCUGUGCAGCACAGCUCCCCCCAGUCCAACAUACUGAACAAGAGGCUGAGCUGAGCUCACAGACUGAGCAGUGUGCAGGCCGGCCUGUACCAGCCUCUGCCUCCUCUCUAUAACGGAUCAUAAUGUUACUGAGCGCAGUCUGCCUGAUCCUGCUGGCUUCCUCUCUACUGCUGACCACGCUGUCUGAAGGACGAACGUUUUUAUCUCCUCAGUCUGCAUCUCAAUUUCUCACAAGAAAACGGAGAGCAAAUUCAUUUUUUGAGGAAAGUAAAGGUGGCGACCUGGAAAGGGAAUGUAUCGAGGAGCUUUGCAAUAAGGAAGAAGCUCGGGAAAUAUUUGAGAACAUCCCUGAAACGGAAUACUUUUACCCAAGAUACUUAGCCUGCCUUGGCAGCCAUCGUAAUGGAAAUGCGAAUAAGCUUACCUAUGUGGAUUUUGAUAGCCCAGCAGACCUAAGGUCAUGUGUUACUGCACUUCCGAAUCAGUGCAAGCCUUUGCCCUGCCAUAAAGAGGGAUCCAAGGAGUGUAAAGAUGGAAAAGGAAACUAUACCUGUGUGUGCAACCCAGGAUGGCAUGGAGUGCGCUGCGAGGAGGACAUAAAUGAAUGUGAGGAUCCAGAAAAGGAAAAUGCUGGAUGUAACCAGAGGUGUGUGAACUUCCCUGGUGGCUAUAGAUGUGCAUGUGAAGAUGGCUACUACCUGCUGGCAGACAAACACACUUGUAAUGAUAGAAAUGAAUGUGAGCUAAGUCCAGUUAUCUGUGGAGGGGCAAAAUGCCGGAACACCCCAGGAAAAUAUGAAUGUGACUGCAAUGCUGGGCAUCGUUUUAACACGUCCUCCAAGACUUGUGAAGACAUAGAUGAAUGCGCAGAGGACAUCUGCAAUCAAAUGUGUGUCAACAUGCCGGGAAGUUAUAAAUGUUACUGCGAUGGAAGGAAAAAUUUUAAGCUUGCUGAGGACAAGAGAUCCUGUGAAGUUAUACCGGUGUGUGUUCCUCUCAAUCUUGAGACAAAUUAUCAAUUGCUGUACCUGGCAGAACAAUUCACAGGGUUUCCUGUAGUUUAUCUGAGAUUCAAACUGCCAGAUGUUACAAGGUUUUCAGCAGAGUUUGAUUUACGAACCUACGAUGGGGAGGGAGUAAUUCUGUACGCAGAGUCAUUUGAUGCCACUUCAUGGUUUCUGCUCGGUCUGCGUGAUGGAAAAAUUGAAAUUCAGUUCAAGAAUGAACUAUGGACAAAAGUUACAACCGGCGGCAAGUCAAUCAAUAACGGAGAGUGGCAUAUAGUGUCAGUGGAGGAGCUGGAAAACAGCAUAAGUGUGAAGAUUGCGAAAGAAGCUGUUAUGAGCAUCAAUAACCCCAAAUAUCUGUUUAAAUCUGUGAAUGGUAUUUUGGAAACCAAAGUCUACAUAGCGGGAUUGCCAAAGAAAAUUGAAAAUCUCAUUAAACCGAUUAACCCCCGACUGGAUGGCUGUAUCCGCGGAUGGAACCUGAUGAAUCAAGGAGCACUGGGUGUCAAGGAAUUUAUUCAAGGAAAGCAGAGUAAGCAUUGCUUGGUGGAUGUGGAGGACGGCUCCUACUACCCUGGAGGAGGACUGGCACACUUCAUACUGAACUACACUGACAGCACGUCAGUCGAAGGAGAUUGGGCAGUGAAUAUUACUCUGGACAUUAGGUCAUCAACAGGCACUGGGGUGAUGGUUGCGCUAGUUAAGGAAAACACCGUGCCAUUGGCAGUAGCUGUGGAGGACCAGUCAUCUGACAUUGUGCAAGACAUCAUUGUCAGUAUCGAAGACAUCACAGUGGCACGACUGUCAACAAAAAGGAUAUGUACUGACAAUACACUCUUGGUUACCCUUACAAUUACAAAGUCAGCUCUCAAUAUCAUAUCCAGUUCCUACACUGAAAUCCGCUAUGUGGACAAAGAAGAAAUGAAGACGCAGUUGUCAAUUUUGGAUCAGGCAAUGAAAGGACAUCUGGAUACAUAUUUAGGAGGAAUUCCAGAUAUUCCGCUUACCACUACGCCUGUCUCUGCCUUCUACACUGGUUGUAUGGAUGUGACCAUUAAUGGAAAUCUGAUAGACCUGGAUGAAGCUGUGCUCAAGCAAAAUGACAUCCGAUCACAUUCCUGUCCUUUAGUUUCAUAGUGUCCAGGAACCGUUUGCUUUUCUUUUUUUGUAAUUUCAUUUAUUUUAUUUUUUUAGCGCCUACUACUGAAUUACCAAACCCAUUUGAUAACAGAUGUGCCAGAAUUAAACAUUCUUUACAAUUGUACUUUUACUAUACUGUGAUGUACUGAGUGCCGAAAAUCUUUCCUAUGUUUUUUUUCCAGCAAUGGGAAAUGUUUUGUAACAUCUCAUUUAA
This is a messenger RNA of Nanorana parkeri, 2518 nucleotides long. It is a transcript of the gene PROS1, whose product is annotated as protein S (alpha). NCBI's taxonomy places the organism in Eukaryota, Metazoa, Chordata, Amphibia, Anura, Dicroglossidae. Bases 280 to 2301 code for a protein of 673 amino acids. Gene Ontology annotation, molecular function: calcium ion binding. The transcript has 15 exons. The record is from RefSeq and is a predicted model, not a curated record. Gene Ontology annotation, cellular component: extracellular region.